UGAUUAAAUACUUUUCCAACUGACCGUUGUGACCUUAGUAAGCUCUCUCUCUGUCCUCAUCAAAAACGCUCUUCACGCUCCACACUGCAGUUUCAAUCUGGCCAAAUUUUGCUAAGGAAUGGCGAUUUCCGAGGUGUUUGGCGAAGAUGAUAUGGCGAUCGAUGAAGGCCUUGGGUAUCCGAAGGCCUACGCCAAGCUAUGUCGAGAUAAGGGAUUCGGACCGUAUAGCCAUGGACCGCCUUUUGCUUUUAUGCCUUACGCUCUGGCUCAGGAAGAGGAUUCAAGGGCAAAUGAAUUGGAUGCGUUGUUUCCAAUAAUUGAUCCAAAGGCAAAACCUACUACUAAACCGAAGAUCUUCCUGAAUCUCUUGUGGAAACAGCUAAGCCAUCUCGGGAAUGCUGGUUUUGAUCCUGAAAUAAUUCGUGUCGAUCCUUUCGGAAAUGUUCUGUACUAUCAUGCUGAUGCUGCUUCCCCUCUUGCUUGGGACAUUGAUCAUUGGUUUCCUUGCUCAAGAGGAGGAUUGACUGUUCUUAGCAACCUCAGAAUACUGCAGUGGCAAGUAUGCAGAAGGAAGCAUGACAAGCUGGAGUUUCUGAUACCUUGGUGGGAUUUUCAAUUGGGCGUAUCCAUUAACCAGUUCUUGUCCAUCUUUGCUUCGUCCAAUUCGGAUUUCAGGCACAGGGCAUUUUCAUGGUUGUUUUCUGAAGGUGAAUAUGAAGAACUGAACGCUUCACAGACAGUGGAUUCCCAUUCAUUCCCUCAGCAUUUCUUGGAUUCGACAGGGAAAGUAGGACUGGCUCCUGCUGCUGUUGUUCGGUCUCGAAGAGAAUCUUUCGAUGCGCCCUUGAAAGUUUUGGAUUUUAAUAGAAGGCCUAGACCGAGCACUCCUAUAGUAGCAGCCACAAAGAAAAUAAAACAAUUUCCGAAAGAAAAUCAAGAUCCAAUGAUGUCGAGCAACCCGUACCAAGCCAUUGUCUUGGCUAGAGAUUCUUUGAAACAGAGGGAAGAAACAGCAAAGAUGCAGGCAGAGAUACACAAACUAGACAACGAAGUAGGCGAGUUGCAGCAAAAGACUGAGGAACAGAAGCUGUCUAUCCAAGAACUGGAAAUGGUGCUGAUGAAGAAAAGACGGCGGGCUGAAAAGUGUCGGAGGCUAGCAGACUCACAGUCUUCAUACCGGGCAAUGCUGGAGAAGAUGAUUAGAGAUGCAAUGCAUCAAAGUGUUAUCUACAAGGAGCAAGUAAGGUUGAAUCAGGCUGCAGCAAGUGCUCUAAUGGCUAGACUUGAAGCACAGAAAGCAAUUUGUGAUUCUGCUGAGAGGGAUCUACAUAUGAAGCAUAGACAAAGAGAUGAGCUUGAGAAACAGAUGUCACAGGACUGGGAUGAUCAGGAAAGGAAAAGGUCAAGAACAACAGAUGAUUCUUUGAAUGAAAAGGAUGAUAACACCCCACUGUAUUUGCCCGAACCGGAACAAGAAACCGAUCAGACUCCUCAUCCAUCAAUUGCAGACAAUGGCAAGAAGAAGGCUGUUCUGUGGUUGCCAGAAAUCAAGUCCACUUCCCCUUCACACAAGGAGCUGAGGAGGUUCUUGGAGGAGGAGCAACGAGCUUCGGCUACAAGUUUUCCACAGAUCGAUGAGGAACAACAUGAGGAGGAAGGAGAAGAAGAAGGAGAGAUCGUGCAGCAGAUACAAGAUGGAGAUAAAAUCUACAACCUGCAGUUCCCAGUUCAUCAUGAGCCGGAGGAGGAGGAGGAUGAAGAGAUCCGAAGGCAACGUGGGAAAGGAAACAUAGAAAAGUGGCUGCAGUUUCUUCUCGAAGAUACAAUAGAAGAUGCAGACUUUAAUCCACAGCAAUGCAGUAAUGAAAAUGAAACCAACCGUGCCGAUGAUGACUUCGUCAAGAAGCUCAAUCUCAUAUACCCUCACGCAAAGAUCAAAGUUUCAGCAGCUCAGGGACUGCAACAAACUGAGAAUGCAACAGUGAUUCGCAAAACAGUCGAACAGCAGAAAGUAUCCGAGGACAAUAAUGAUGAGAAAACAGAAAGCUCGAUCGAAGUUGAGACAACAAUCUGUAAGACUCCCUACAAGAAUCCUCCUUACAAGAUUGCGCCGGAGAAAACAGGGGCAAAAGAGUCAGCUUCCAUGGCUAAAGAAACACGAAGAAUGAGUAGCCCUGCAGGCAAAGCUUCCAAGGAGAAGGAGCUUCUGAGGUCGGAGAGUGCCAGAGGAUUCCGGAGAAUCCCAUCUUCUCCAUCGCUUCUCUUGGGAGGCAUGAAGAAGCGAGUCGACUGCAUAGGGAAAAAGCCUUCUGUUCUUGGCGACAACGACAAUGAGGACUAUUCCGGCCGGAACAGCUUCCUCAAAUCCUCCAUCAAAACCAUCAAAAGAGCUGUAAGGAUUUAGAUUACACAUUAUUCAUUUGAUUGUGAAUUUUAUAGUGUGC
This is a messenger RNA of Andrographis paniculata, 2444 nucleotides long. RefSeq lists its product as uncharacterized. NCBI's taxonomy places the organism in Eukaryota, Viridiplantae, Streptophyta, Magnoliopsida, Lamiales, Acanthaceae. The record is from RefSeq and is a predicted model, not a curated record. The transcript has 7 exons. Bases 119 to 2404 code for a protein of 761 amino acids.